This is a messenger RNA of Trichophyton rubrum CBS 118892, 2178 nucleotides long. RefSeq lists its product as uncharacterized. The transcript has 2 exons. The coding region runs from base 1418 to 2023 and encodes 201 amino acids. NCBI's taxonomy places the organism in Eukaryota, Fungi, Ascomycota, Eurotiomycetes, Onygenales, Arthrodermataceae. The record is from RefSeq and is a predicted model, not a curated record.
GUUAUAUCUUCCUGAACUAAAAAUGAAAUCAUUCUUGCGAAAGCUACAAAGUAAACGACAGAGCAGGAUCUUCGUACGUACCCACGACAGCGCCCCUGAAAAUUUAUCAACAUCCUUCGCUUCCCUGCAUGCUCUGCCAAUGAACCUCCAUGUCGCUAUUGGUCCCUCGAAUGUCAUUGAACUUUAAUAAAGAGACGAUGUAAAUCUUGCAGGGCUUGUUCCCGUAAGUAGUCGAAGGCGUUCAGCAUUUUUGCCCAGAACAAGAGUUCGGAGUGCAUGCUCUUCGUUAAAAAAAGCCACAAUUUUGGGUUAAUAUUGCUGUUGACUGUAGUUUGAUAGUUAGGUAGCCUGAAAAUUCUAGGGGAACGUUGUCUUUACGUCCCAAGAUGGACUAAUUAGUUAUCCCCCUGGGAGAACAGCCAAUCCUUACCGGACGGAUGCUCCUCAAAGCUUGCACAUACGGGGUGCUGGGGAAAGGGAUAAAGUAUCCAGGUUCAAUACUCCGUACAAAUAUAUAUUAUAUUCAAUUGCCCUGUCACGGAUAUUGCCCACAUGCACGAAAAUUCCAGUAGCCUGGGUUCGGCCGGAAACCUGACUGCUUAUCCAAUAGCCUAGUAGUGAGGAACAGGAAAGAGUGGAUAUUUAACGUACUGUCGUGGCCUCUCCCACACAAUAUUCGAUAUAUCGCCUGCAACCAUGACUGCCCUGGAUACCUCAUAUGCAAGCGGUUUCCAAAAGGAAACGUGGACCUUAUAUUCCUUUGGAAUCUUGGUCUUGGUUUUACGAACGUAAGUUCUCCCAUGGAUAGCGCCUCAUCUCUUAGACUUAUCAUGGACUGACGUAUAGGGGGAUUUGUUGCGGUUGGCAGAAUUGCUCGAGUGAGACGACUCGGACUGGGUUCGCUACAGUAUGACGAUUAUCUGAUGAUCACAGGAGGCAUAUGGUACACAUUGCUAUGCAUCUCCCUAAAUCAAGUGGUCGCCGUUGGUGGUUCCAAUUUGAUGGAUGAAGAGGACAUACGGAAUCUCACCCCAGAGAUCAAGGCACAGCGUGUCAAGGGGAGCAAAUGGGUGUUUGUUUCAGAACAUGCGUUUGUGAUGACUAUUUGGACGUUGAAGGCAUGCAUGAUCAUAUUAUACCGCCGUAUCAUGGAUGGAUUAAGCCAACAGCGCCUUGUGAAAUAUCUCACCAUCUGGGUUUUCCUGGGAUUCGUCGGUUCGGAGCUGGCUCUCUUCUUAAUAUGCCGACCUCUACCUAACUAUUGGGCUGUUCCCACACCAGACUGUUAGUUCAAUCUCGAAAAUAACCCAUAGUAAUAUUGCGCAAAAAUACUAAUACGUUGUGACUAGAUCAAUGCUCGUCAUACCAAUACUAUGAGAUCAUUCAGGGUGUUCUCGCGAUUUCAUCCGAUAUUCUCAUGUUGCUCAUCGCUAUUCCACUCCUGAUGGCUGUGCGGCUACCCCAAAGACAGAAAUUGAUUCUUGUUUUCAUAUUUGGACUGGGUAUUUUCAUCAUCAUUGCGGCGGUCUUGACAAAGGUGUACUGUCUGGUACCAUCCCUGAUCUCCUAUGUGUACCUGAACUGGUACUUUAGAGAAGCGACCGUCGCAAUGCUUGUCACUUGUCUCCCCAUGACAUGGUCGUUGUUAAGAGAUAUAUUCCCUGCCCUUAAGAGCUGGACGGGCGGAUCACGACAAGAUGGGACAGGAAAAGUAACAUCGGGACGCAGAACAGGGUCUCGUCCUCCUUUCCAGUCGACAAAGGACCACAUGCAACUGAACUCCUUCAGCCGCGGCCAGUUAUCCCACGGGAACACCACUGAAAGUGAAAUAGGGUACGAGUCCAGCCAUGGACUACCACAUGGCCAUGGUACCAAGUAUCAGGAUGACGCUGAGCCCCUGAAAUCGAUACAUGUUCGUCAGGAUGUUACCGUGACGGUGCAAGAUGAGCGGGACAGCGACGAGACGCUUUCGAAUAGUUAUCCUCGACAUCAGCGUAAGCCAGCAGGCUGGGAUCUGGCGUAAUUCCUCUCAUAAUAUAUGAAGCCCGCCUGCUCGGUGAUUUUCCACGAAUUUAUACCCUGAUUAGGAGGAGAUUUAUGGCGUUUGUUUGCUUGUUGAUCGCGAUGGUUUCGUUGGGCUCACGAUGCUGGUGAUAUUUCUUCCUUGUAAAUAUUAUA